Molecule: messenger RNA, 4785 nt
Organism: Closterium sp. Naga37s-1
Lineage: Eukaryota; Viridiplantae; Streptophyta; Zygnematophyceae; Desmidiales; Closteriaceae
Source: the annotation of a GenBank genome assembly
AUGCACAACGGUGGGGUGGGGGGGUUCCACAAGGUGCGGAGAAAGCUGCUGGAGUCACUGCGGGAUGACGUGUACCAGCAGUGCCCCUCCUUCGAGUCCGACUCCGCCAUCUGCUUCGCUCUCUUCCUCAACCAGAUCCAAGACCCCAUGCAGCAGCUCGCACCAGAGGAGCUGGUUGCGAAGAUGGAGGCGACGAUCAACGAGGUGAACCGGCUGUGUGGCGAGGCGGGGGUGGCAGACGAGCUCUCUCUGCUCAACUUCGUUGUCUCCGACGGCCGCACUGUGGUGGCCACCAAGUAUUGCAAUCUGCCCCAUGAGGAGUGUGCGACGCUGUACUACGCAAGUGGCAGCCGGUUUGAGGCGCUGGACGGCAGCAGCAAUGAUUACUUGGUGCGCCACGCCGACCGCCGUGGGCUGCUGGGGAUCGUGGCCAGCGAGCCGCUCACUGAUGAGAGUGCGGACUGGAUUCAGGUCCCACGCAACACGGCGGUGGUGAUGACGCAAUGUGCCGCGCAACACUAUGGUGGUGAUGACGCGGUUCAAGGGCGAGUUCGUGGAUGUGCUGCUCCUGAAUCCCUGUACUCCCCACCCCCCACCCCUUUAGGUCCCGCGCAACACGGCGGUUGUAAUGACACGGUUCAAGGGCGAGUUCGUGGAUGUGCUGCUGGUGCCGUGACUAUGCAUGUCAGCUCUGCUCUUGAUUUGCCCCUCCACCUCACCCACCAGGUCCCGCGCAACACGGCGGUGGUGAUGACGCGGUUCAAGGGCGAGUUCGUGGAUGUGCUGCUGGUGCCCAUCAACCCGCCCCCCUCUGUGGCUCGCGACAUCUCGCGCGCCUUCAAGGCCCUCGCCAGCUGCCCGCCCACCUCCCUCAAGGUCUCCCUCAGACGCCCCAGGCGAGCACAGGGGAGGAGGCGGGCGCCUGCUGCUGGGGCUCUGCAGCAGCGCCAGCAGCAGCAGCAGCAGCAGCAGCAGCAACAGCAGCAGGUGGGGCAGUCUCCAGUUUCCAGUACCUCUUCUCAAACGGCGUUUUCUGCAACUGCAACCACUCCACCUCCUCUUGCUGCUGGUGCUUCUCCCGCUGCUGCUGCUGCUGCUGGAAGUGUGUCACCGGCGGUGCUACCAGCAGGAGGGGCGGCAGGAGGAGCGGGCAGCUGGAAGGAGGGUUUGCGAGACCUAGUCAGAGAUCAGGACGGGAGGGAUACCACGGGAGACGAGGAGGAGGACGAUGAAGAUGAUUUUGAUGGGGACGCGGAGAUUUACAGGCCGCGGCACGCGAUGGCGAAGCACCGGCAGCCGGUGCUGGCCCUUGCAGUGGAUGGUAACCGCGUGUUUGCGGGGUCGCAGGACGGGCUGAUCACGCUGUACGACCUGCGCGACUUCCGGUGUGUGUGCACGCUGGCGGGGCACAGCCAGACCAUCUUCUCCCUCUCCGUGCACCAUGACCGCCUCUACAGCUCCUCCACACGAGUCGUCAAGAUCUGGGACACCAAGACCUUCCGAUUGCUCUCCACUCUCCGGUACUCCGAUGGGGAUGUGUUCGCGCUCGCCCUCGCGCUUGGAAGGUCUGUCGCCGGCCCUGCAGGCACCUCCAUUGUUCGUUGCACCAGGGCGUCUGCUGCCGCUGCCGCUGCUGCUGCCGUUGCUAAGGGGCAUGGGGAGGGGCAGGGGGGUGGGCAGAAGCAGCUGAAGCAUCUGCACAGCUUGAAGGAUUUCGUGCUUCCCUCGGGUUCCUCCUUUCCCGAUGCCUCCACCAUGCUGGAAGCUUCUGUGUCACAACCAGCUGGUUCUACUGCUGCUGCUGGUGCUGCUGCUUCUGCUGCUGCUUCUUCUUCUGGUGCCUUCUCUCCAUCGCCUGCGGCAGCCAAUCACAGGUCGCCAGCUGCCAUGGCAGCAGCGGCGGCUGCUGCAGCUGCAGUGGCAGCAGGAGGGGAGGGUGUAGCUCGAGCCCGAACCAAAGGCCCAAGCUCGGGACUAGACGGUGGUUCUACAGCAGUGGGGUCUGGUGGGCAUGUGGUUCGGGUUGGGUUCGGGGAUCUCGCCCAAUCGUUGUCACCCGAAGCUCACCUGUACAGCUACCUGGAAGGGGCGAGGUCUGGCGGCGGAUCAGCAGCAGGUUCGUUACGUGGCUCGGGAGGGAGGUCUGGAGGUUCGUACAUGACAGUGGUAGGUGAGGGGGAGGAGGAGGAGGAUGAGGAGGUUGGAGGGAGGAGGGGUACGGAAGGGAAUGGUGGGAGUGGGGUGGAGGCAGGUGGGUGUUGUGGCGGGCAGAGAGAGGAGGUGAGAGUGGAAGGGUGGCAUCAGGAGGUGAUUGGCAGGUUACCUGAUAACCAGAAUGUAAUUAUGAACGGUCAGGUGAACGGUCAGGUGAAUGGUCAGGUGAAUGGCCAGGUGUUCAGUCAGGUGACUGGCCAGCAGCCGCAGCAGCACGAUACACAGGCAGCAGGGCAGCAGGAGCAGCAUCUGGGAGGAGGGGCGAACCCUUGUGAAGGAGGAGGAGGAGGAGGAGGGCCGGGAGGUACAGUGGUGGGUGGUGGAUGCAGCGAAGCUUUAAGCGUGGGUGGUGGUGGUGGUGGUGGAGGGGCAGCAGGAUUGGGAGCAGGAGGAGGAGGAGGAGGUGUGGGAGGGGCCAGCAGUGGAGUUGGAUGUGGGGCAGGAAGUGGGGGAGGGGUUGGCACGGUGUGCAACAGCACGGAAGCAGCGCUGGUGCUGACAGAUUCGAACAAGAAUGGUCACUGCAGCCGCGUCUAUGCUCUGGCUGUAGCAGAUCCCCUCAUCUGUAGCGGCGCCGGCGACACCUUUGUCAAGGUGUGGUCUUUGGUGACGGGCGAGUGGGUGGCAACGCUGCAUGGCCACAAGGGGGGCGUCAUGGCGCUCGCCACGGCUGAUGCAGCAGCUGACUCCUCCCACCGCUCCUCCUCCUCUGCUCCCAACCUUCUCGGCCCUUCCAAGCCUCACCAUGGACCGCCGCCCCGCGCGUCCAAGCCUCUGUGGCGCCUCUUCAGCGGGUCAAGGGACAACACGAUCAGGGUGUGGGACCUCUCAUCGUUGCUCUGCAUCACCACCCUCACCGGCCACACCGACGAUGUUGUGGGGCUCGCCACUGGCCCUAACAACCGUCUCUUCAGUGCGUCCGUGGAUCACACCAUCAGGGUGUGGAGCAUGGUGACAUAUGAGUGCGAGCGAGUGUUCCUUCAGGAGGGCUCCAUCUUCCUCUCCAUCGCAUGCACGCCCACCGGGGUCGUCACCGGCUCCAGCGACGGUGUAGUGCGGUACUGGGAGGUGGACUCUGCCAGCGUGGACCAAUCACAGUCCGCCACGGAGGACAGCAAGGGGCUUCCCACCGCCUCCCACUCGCACCACCUCCCGCAUUCCACUCCAAGCUUCAAGCUCCAGAACGAGUCGGUGGCGGCGGAGCAGAGGCUGAUGGAGGACACGCUGAGGCAGCUGGUGCGCAUGAGGACCGUCAGCACAUGCACGUCCCGCCUCGCUGCACAGGAGAUGUGGAGGGCGGCCAACGUGGUGAUGGGGUUGCUGGAGGACAUAGGGGCGGAAGCCAAGCUAGUGGUGGCCGUGGAUGGGACCAGCCCUGUUGUGUUCGGCCGCAUCGUGCAGGACCCCAGCCGUCUCACCGUGUGCAUAUGCGGGCAUUACGAUGUCACGGGUGCAGGCGAUAUGGACGGUUGGAUGAGCGACCCCUUUGAUCUGACGGCUCAGGACGGCUUUCUCAUUGGGCGAGGGGUGUCGAGCAGCAAGGGCCCGCUGAUUGCCUCGCUCUUUGCCAUCAAGGAUCUGGUGUGUCGGGGCGAGCUGGCAAUCAACAUUGUGUUUGUGAUCGACGGCAUGCAGGAGAACGGGUGCAAGGGUUUCAAGGAAGCAGUGUAUGCCAACCUGGACUGGUUUGAGGGCACGGGGCUCAUUCUCAGCAGCGAUGGCGCGUGGAUCAGCGACCAGCACCCGUGUCUGAUAUACGGCAUGCGGGGGCUGAUCUGUCUGACGGUGGCGGUGAGCGGGCCGCUCAAGGAUUUGCACUCGGGCACACACGGGGGCAGCUUCAACGAGCCUCUCAACGACCUUGUCACUGUGCUCUCCAACCUCGUCGACUCCAAUAACAUGAUUCUUAUUCCAGGGUUCUACGACGAUGUGAAGCCAUUGGACGAGGAGGAGGAGGCGUUGUACCAGGGGCUGCACUUCCGAGUGGAUGAGUACAAGGCGCGCAACGGGCUGGCGGCAGUGACAGGGGGCACGGCGAGGGAGGUGCUGCAGAGCUGCUGGCGCAGCCCGUCGCUGAGCGUGCUGGGCGUCUCCACCUCGCCCUCCUGCGCGCCCUCCUGGUCCUCCCUCCCCAAAGCUGCUUCCGCUAGGGUGGUGAUCCGGCACGUGCCGAACCAGAACCCUGACCGCCUGGUGCAUCGGUUCCGGGCGCACGUGGCGCAUGAGUUUGCCAAACUGCGGUCUGCGGGGAACUCCGUGACAGUCACGGUGGAGCACGUGGGCGACUGGUGGUUGGCAGACCCCUCCUGCUCCUUCUACCAGCUCGCAGAGAAGUGCAUUCAGAGGCACUGGGACAUGCCACCCAUGUACAUCAGGGAGGGUGGCACGAUGCCGGUGGUGCCAUUUCUGGAAUCAGCCUUGGGAGCGCCGGCCAUCAAGAUUCCCAUCAGCCAGGCCACCGACGGCAGCGCGCUCCAGAAUGAACGGCUGGGAUGGAGCCACCUCAUCAAGGGCAAGGAUGUGAUCCGGGACUUUAUCAAGGCUCUGGGGGACGGCAGCCGCAGCUGCUGA